UUAAAAAUAGUGCAGUUAAAGAAGGUUUUUCCAUCGAUUAAAGUCUAAAAUUAUCAGUAUAGCAGGAAAGAUUUAAGGUAAAAUCAACUAGGCUAGUAAAGAUUUCUUCUAAUGGAAGCAAAGUAUAUAAGUUUUGAAAGUCAUAGCGGUUAAUAUUUUGUGUGUCAAUUGACUGAGAUGUAUUAUAAUCCAGCAAUAAUUAUGUUCUGUGUUAUAAGUACUGAAGAUCAAUUUACAAAUUUGUUUAAGUGCAAAAUAAUAGUCUAGAUUUUUCUUAUGAUUAUUGGUGCCAUUUGCAAACAAUCUGAAUUUAAGUGAUGCUUUAUGGAAUUUAGGAAGAGCAUAAAGAUUAGUAAAUCUAUGUUAUCUUGAAUUUAUAGAGAUUUGGAGUUUUUUAUGAAAUGCUUUAAUUCUGUUAAUUAUAGAGGUUUCUGUAAACUGACUCCUCAUCCAACUUUGUCCAAAAAUUUUAUUCAGGAGCGUAUUAAAAAAUUAAAAAAUGGUUAUCAGAUUGACUGGGCAACUGCAGAGGCAUUAGCUAUAGGAUCACUGUUGUAUCAAGGUCAUAAUGUACGUAUAAGCGGCCAAGAUGUUGGAAGAGGUACUUUUAGUCACAGACAUGCUAUGUUAGUUGACCAGUUGACAGGAGAAAUUCACGUGCCAUUAAAUCAUAUGACAGAAAAGCAAACUGCAUUUUAUGAGGUUUCAAAUAGUAUUUUAUCUGAAGAAGGUGUUCUUGGUUUUGAAUAUGGUUUUAGCAUAGAAAACUUGAAUAAUUUAGUAAUCUGGGAAGCACAGUUUGGCGAUUUUUUUAAUUCUGCUCAGGUUGUUUUUGAUACUUGCAUCUCAUCUGGCGAAACAAAAUGGCUGCUGCAAAGUGGAAUAGUUAUUCUUUUGCCGCAUGGCUAUGAUGGUGCUGGUCCUGAACAUUCUUCUUGCAGACUUGAACGUUUUUUACAAAUGUCUGAUAGUCAAGAAGAUCAUAUUGAUGCAGAUGAUGUGAACUGGCAUAUAGCAAAUCCUACAACACCUGCACAGUACUUUCAUCUUCUCAGGCUACAGGUGGUGGGUAGUUUGCGAAAGCCUUUGAUUGUAGUUGCUCCUAAAAUUCUUUUGCGACAUCCAUUAGCAGUAUCAAACUUGAAAGAUAUGAGUUCAGGACAGAAUUUUAAAACAGUUUUACAGGAUUCCAGUGUAGCAGCAGAAAAUGUAAAGACAGUGAUUUUCUGUAGUGGAAAGCAUUUUUAUUUGUUGCAGAAAGAAAAAGAAUCUCGAAAACGAAAUGACUGUGCAAUUGUAAGACUCGAGAAAUUAUGCCCUUUUCCUGCUGAAGAUAUUUCAACUUUAAUGCAAGAUUUUAAAAAUGCUAAAACAUUUAUUUGGAGUCAAGAAGAACAUCAAAACAUGGGUGCUUGGACAUUUGUUCAGACAAGGUUCAGUAAUCUCCUAGGAUGCAAACUAAAAUAUGCUGGAAGAAAGCCAUUAGCAACACCUGCAGUUGGAAUAGGAAAAUUUCAUCAAGAAGAAAUAAAUUAUAUUUUGAAUGAAACAUUUAAAUAAUAUACUAGAAGAUAUGAAAAUAUAUAUUAUGCCCAUUAUAGUGUAAAAGAUAUUCUUUGCUGUAUUUAAGAAUAUGUAUAUAUAAUUUACUAUUAAUGACAGUUUUUACAAGUGCAUUGUAAGGUGCAUUGCAGAUAAGGACAGAAUAUGGGAAAUAAAUAUAUUCUGUAUUUGUUUUUAGUAAUAAAUUUUAAAUUAGAAAAUAUAUUUAUAUAAUAAAAAGCAAGAUUUCGAAAUGA
Stegodyphus dumicola is the source of this 1799-nucleotide messenger RNA. RefSeq names its product 2-oxoadipate dehydrogenase complex component E1. Gene Ontology annotation, molecular function: thiamine pyrophosphate binding; oxidoreductase activity, acting on the aldehyde or oxo group of donors, disulfide as acceptor. Lineage: Eukaryota; Metazoa; Arthropoda; Arachnida; Araneae; Eresidae. The record is from RefSeq and is a predicted model, not a curated record.